AGCCGUCAGAGCGGCCCAGUGGGGACACGGGGCGGUGGGCGCGUCCUCCUGCCGAGGCUCCUUCCCAGCCCAGGCUCCCUCCCUGCGCCCCUCCGGCUGCCCCCGCCUUUCCCCGGGGCCGCUCAGCCCCUUCCCGCCCGGCGCGGCUCUCGCACGGACGCGGGCCGGGCUCGUCGCGGCGGCGGUGGGACCCGGGCUGGCUCAGCAGGCUCGCAGAUGGGUCAGGGACUCUGGAGAGUUGCUAGGAACCAGCAAUUGCAACAGCAAGGAUACGGUGGACCAGGCUAUCUUACCAGAGAGCAUGGUAGGAGGGUAGCUGCUAACGUUUCCAAUACAAGCCAUCGCAAACAAGCCCAAGGAGGCAUUGACAUCUACCACCUGUUGAAGACAAGAAAAUCCAAAGAACAAGAAGGAUUCAUUAACCUGGAAAUGCUGCCACCAGAGCUUAGUUUUACCAUUUUGUCAUACCUGAAUGCAACUGACCUCUGUCUAGCUUCAUGUGUCUGGCAGGAUCUUGCUAAUGAUGAGCUCCUCUGGCAAGGGUUGUGCAAAUCCACUUGGGGUCACUGUUCUAUAUACAAUAAGAAUCCGCCUCUAGGAUUUUCUUUUAGAAAAUUGUAUAUGCAGCUAGAUGAGGGAAGUCUCACCUUUAAUGCCAACCCUGAUGAGGGAGUCAACUACUUUAUGUCCAAAGGCAUAUUAGACGAUUCACCAAAAGAAAUAGCUAAGUUUAUCUUUUGCACGAGAACACUAAAUUGGAAGAAGCUGAGAAUCUACCUUGAUGAAAGGCGAGAUGUUUUGGAUGACCUUGUGACGCUGCACAACUUCAGAAAUCAGUUCUUGCCAAAUGCACUGAGAGAGUUCUUCAGACACAUUCAUGCUCCUGAGGAGCGUGGGGAGUACCUUGAAACUCUCAUAACAAAAUUCUCUCACAGAUUCUGUGCUUGUAAUCCUGAUUUGAUGAGAGAACUUGGCCUUAGUCCUGAUGCAGUUUAUGUACUGUGUUACUCUUUGAUUCUACUUUCAAUUGAUCUAACAAGCCCUCACGUGAAGAACAAAAUGUCAAAGAGGGAAUUCAUCCGAAAUACGCGACGAGCUGCACAGAAUAUUAGUGAAGAUUUUGUAGGGCACCUUUAUGACAACAUCUACCUUAUUGGCCAUGUGGCUGCCUAAAAGCACAAUUUGCUAGCACUUAAAAUUUGUAAUUUUCAAAUAUUACGUCAAUUCAAGACAUUAAUUAUUUUGUAGAGAUGGGGGUUAUUUUAGUGCUGGUCAUUCUAACCUCUGUAUGCAAUCAAAGUUUGUGUGUGUAAGUGUGUGUAUGUGUAAACUACCUUUUCUAUCUAUUUACUAUGGGAAUGGAAGGACUUGGUUUUCAUAAUUUUUUUCAGUUUUGCACAAAACAAUGCCAUUAGUCUGACACAGCCAUUUACGAAUGUUAAACUGACAUUACAGUCUAAGCUGACAAAGUGGUGAAUUUGUGCGUUAGAUCUGCUUGAAACUUUAAUAAGUUCGUUCUUUUUAGGAUACUGUGUAAUGUGUAUAUAUUUAACUGAAGAGAUUUAUAAGCAUAAUUAUUUUAUUGUGAAAUAUUUUAACUAAAAUUUCUCCUCUUAUCUCUUAAAAUAGUGUUGUACUUUUGUUUGCAUUUUUUUUUUACAAUGCUGACUACCUCAGAUGCAUAACUUAGAGAAACAUUAGUCUGAGUACUACAAUAAAGUUUAUUCUAGGAGAUGACAACACUUGUAAAACAUCUAGGCUGGUAUUUUAUACUAUAUUUACUAACUUGAAUUAGCAUAUUGCCAAUCUGCUAUUCAUUCAGUUUUAAAGAUUACAGGCUCUAUUUUAGAUGAACCCUGAUGUCAUACAGGGAUUGCCAAGGGAAAUAAUGCAGUGUACAGAGAGUUUUACAUAAUUUACAUAUAUAACCUAUUUUGCAGACACUAGUUUUUGGGAAACAGGGCAACUACAAUCACUUAUUCAGCACAGUAAGCAAGGAAAAAUCCAAACAGGAAAAGUAGUGGGGGCUACUAACGUAUUGCUGCUUUCAGCUGGUUCCCUCAGUCUAGAAGUGUCAAUGAUGGAAAUGCCUGGGCAAAUACAUACCAGAUGACUCAUUGCUAAAGCUGUUAAAAACUGACUGUGCAAGAUUAGAGCAGUGACUGUGCAGAAUUCAAGAGCCGUUUCAGAGUCAGAUACUGAGUUACUUUUGAAAUCAGUCAUAUAGCUAGCUUUUUAAACAGUUCUAGAUUUAUGGAAAUACUUCAAAAAUUACUUAGGUCAGGUUGUGUCUGAAGUAUGUAGAAUAUUAGCAGUGCAACUGCUAUGCAUGUGCAGGAAUUGAAUGAGGUUUUGCCUGGUGUUUGUUCAGACAACUCACAGAGCAGUGCUUUUCUUAAAUUGACAUAACAUAGUUAAAAUAAGAGCUGUUCUUCAUUAGGUUUGUUUACAUAAUAUUCAGCUAUCAGUAGCAUCUGGAUUCAUCAUGGCAAGAAGUACAUUUAUUCUUUUUCCCUACCACACCAUGAGGUGAGGUGGGAAGGCAUUCUUAGUUCGUUAAUUAAUCAGAUUAAUCUGAUCUUCUAUGUAGAAAGCCCAUGGCAGAGCCAGGAACUGAAUGCAUACUCCUCGUAGGCACACACUUUGUCUACGCUGCUGCUUUCCAUUUGGUACAUAGGGAGUGUUAUAUUUUAUUUAGAAGUGAGAAUAAUCAUGGCAAUGACAGUCCACAUAAGGGCUGCCUAAAUGACAGGAAGAAAAAAUGUAGCUAUUGCUGCUAUUUCAAGUGUUUAGUACAUUUUGUUUAUAGCUCUGGUCCACAUAUAAAAAUGCACACAGAAAAAGUUGUACUUUUUUAUUAUAUUACCUUUAGUCAAGUGUAAAUGCCAUUUGUAUUUAUGUAGCACACACACACAAAGCCAGGAGCCAGCAGUAUAGCAGCUGUCUUCCAGACAGGUUUACAGUAUCACUUGCCUCUCUCAGGAUAAAUACUCUUCACCCUGUUUUGUUUCAUGUAUUUCAAGAAGUCCAAGGAUGUGUUCUGCAGUGGUCAGUCAAUCUUAAACACAAAUAAAGAGUGUGUGUCUGAGCUCCUGGGCUCCUUAAAGUGAUCUUAAGUGGACACUGCAGAAUACAGUUUUCUAGAAAACACGCCUCAGAAGUUAUACAUGUAAUAAGAAGAAUGCAGUGAAUUUUGAAGUUAGAACUAUUUUUAUUAGGAAAUGUUUUCUUCUCAAACCAUAAAUGCAGAGGAAGGCUUAAUUCUCUUCUGACUUGUAUUUAAGUUGGCAUUAGUGAUACUGGUUUUGAUUUUGCACUGAUAAGAGAGCAUGAAUUGUUAGUCUGCAUUUCUCUUAAUUUCCAUUUACCCUGAUACAAAACAAAGCCUCCAGGUAGAUAGAACAUGUUAUUUUUCUGGAGUAGAUGAAUGCGUCUAUUAGCAAGGUUUAGAAAGCUUCAAGGCCAGUGUAGCAGCCAAAAAGAUAAAUUAGAAACAGGAUGAUAUGAUUAAAAUUUCCAUAGGACGAGUCCAAGGGAAAAGGAAACAAAACCGUAAUGGCAUCAGAUAACCACAUCUGAUCUUCCCAACAGGAUUUCGAACAGUGUUAGAUGAUUAGUGCCCAACUCGUGUUGUACAUUAUGUUUCUAGCUCAGAGCUGAACAGGAAGUAGCAAACACAGCAUGCGAAGUGUGAAUUCCCUCAGAGGCAACCAAGAAACAAAGAAUGAAUAUAGAUAUUUCUUCUGUCCUUUUUUUUUUUUCUUUCCAGUUUGACUCUUUUUCCAGAGUGGCUCAGAAGUAAUUUUUUGCAUUGUAAUAAUCUGAACCUUAUGUGAAAUUAGGCAAUUUUCUGUCUUAAAAGUUAAAAAUAGUCAUAAGCAGGUGUAAUAGUACUCUUACAAAGUGAGAAAAAUUCUCUUAGUCAUCCUCCAAAAACCCUUUACAAAACUGAGUUUUGGGCAGUGUCUUCUUCAAUGCACAUUGCAAAAGAAAAUAAUGAUAGAUACUUAAUUGAUCCAGGUGUCAGUAAAUGAUUUGAUGUGGAAAUAGCUACUUGAUCAAACACUUCAGAAGACUUAGGUAGAGGAUUCCAAGCCUGAUUACAUGAGCACGAUCAACCUAUAACUGCAAAGAUUCCCAAGCUAUUGUGAUUCCACCACUGCAUGUCCUUUGAACUUUGGCCAUGUGGUGUUGCCUUAAUGCUAAGUGUACAGACUGUACACAGCACCGAAGGAAGAAAUGAGCCUGCAGCCCACUGCCCUGCAAACACUGGCUAUUCUGGUCCUAAAAGACACUGGAAUCAUUCUGAAUAGCCAUUUCUGAAAUUUUGCUAACUUCAGUAUAUACAGAUGUGACAGAAGGACAACUGUUCUAUGUUCAUGUAGGGGAAGUGUGUCUACCUGUGUCCAUGUAAAGUGUCACGCAAAUAGAGCUCAUUGUUGCAUGUAUUAAAUUCUCAGACUCUCAUUGCAUUUAUUGAAGGAAUAUGGCAUAUAUUGCAUAUUCAUAUGGUAGUUAUAGGCAGUAUCUGAUAUACAUUUUCUCAGACUCUAUUUGGGUCUAGAAUACUUUCCAUUCAAACUCUAAACAACACGUUUAUACAGCUUUGACUUUUUAAAAUUUAAAUUAAAUUUAAACUUCAACAUACAAAAGCCCAAACAAAUGUAACUUAGAGAUAUGUCUGUCAAUUUUGAAGUGAGCAAGAAUAUCGCAUUCAGGAAAAAAGUUUCGAUUUGUUCUGUUUCGAUUUGUUCGAUUUGUUCUUCGCUUUCACCCUCCACAUUGGAAAAAGAAAAACUGUAAACAGUUCAAAAAUACAGCUUUAGGAAAAUAAACUGACUAGCUGGGCAAAUAAAUGUUACUGUUUCCUCUUCAGUAUUCUGCAGCUUAUUAAUGUUCUUUAGAUAAAAAUUGCCAACAGGAAUUGCUCUUUUUUGAAGUGGUAAUAAUUUUGUUUUCUGUGUAAGGAUGUCAUUGUUCACUAUUUGUUUAUAUUUCUGUUUUUGGAAAACAAGUAUUAAAUUAUUUUAAGUACUUAAAAUUGAGGUAUACCUACUUGAUCAUGUUAAAAUGUCAAAAUAACAAUAAUAAGUAUUUAGAAAAGUCGAAUUUACUUGACUUCUAUUGGAUGGGGAUUUUUUUCAAGUAUUUCAUGGUUGUAUCAGAUCUCAUAAACAUUAAGGCUGAUGACUUGUUCUCUGCCAUUGUAAGAUCUGCCCUUUUGAGUAACAAAGCUCAAAAGCACUAUUAAAAUGGAAAAAGAACAGACUUAAAGUAUUUCCUGUGUCUCCCAUAGGCACAUUAUGGUUUCAUUUUGCCUUAAAGAGAAAUAAUAUCCAAACUUUUAUAAUCUACAUGUAAUAAUGAUUUUAAUAGGAUAAAGUUUUAGAUGAUAUUCUGAUAUUAUUUAUUAGAUGUUUAAGUUCAGACUUGCAAUACAAUAUGCACAAUUAAAUCAUACCCAAAUAGCUAGGAUUGGUUUCAGAAAUGUGUAUGUAAAAAACUUUAAAGAGAUCACAUUGCUCCUUCAUCAUCUCUGUUUUUGCUGGCAUAAUGUUAGUAGAUUUGCAGUUUUCCUUUCUUAUUCAUGUAAAUAGGCUUAGAGAAAAAAUGGAUUAGAAAAUCUUUACACAGAAUAUUUCCGUUUCAUGUGUAAAAUUUACUUAAAUUAAAAAGGAACUUUCUGUAUUUACAAUUUUACAAAAGCAAAAAACUGUAAUUCAUUGAAAGAAGGAAGAGGCUCUAAUUUUCAGCUAUGUGGUUCACUCAUAGUAUCUAAUACAGAAAAUGAGCAAAAAGUAUUUUUCAGAUUCCUAAUAAUGCAACAAAUGCAUGAUUCUUUAAGCUUAAAAAUGCUGCUUAUUAAUAGAGUAUGUGUACCUAAAAAAAAAUCAAGCUUAUUUAUGUGAAAGCAACAUGGUCAGGAUAACAGUUCUUUUCAGAGAGAGUAUUCAUUUGUAAAAGUUAGCUUUCUUCUUGGCAGUGUUGGAGAGGAAUGUUGGAUUUAAUUUAAAAUGAUUAAUGAGAUUUUGUCAGACUCCCUGCCUUUACCACCACUGCAGUUUGUCAGCACAACAACCUGGGAAACCCGGACGCCACUCUGUCGCCCUAAACUGCUUUCCAGGAAAAAAUAAACCUGAGUAACUAGUGCCAGAUACAUGUCAAUGGUAUUGUCUUUCAGCUGUUGAAAGUUUAACUGUAAGUUGGGACAUUUACACAUUCUGAGGAAGUGAACCUCAUUCAUUACUUCAAUAGUCUGUUUUUGACAGUGAAUACCAGUGUAAACUGAAGUUUUCAGAGCAAGCACAGCCUUUAUUAUUAACCUUAUGGAAAAUACUAUAAUCCAUGCAGAGGAGAAAUUCUUUAACAGUGAAAAAUAUAUAUCAAAACUUGUUUAGCUAAGUUUUUCUGGAGAAAGACCAUCUACAUUUCAUUAGGAGGAUCUCAUCCUUUGAGCACUACAUGCCAAUAGGUUGCUAGGAAUGCUCUGUUGGACUCGAGGCAAAUGCAUCUGUGUUCACAUGUGUACCAGAAUCUGAAAAGUUCACAAUACUUUUCAUACAGGACCAUAACAUAAGAAAAUGAGUAAUUAUUUUGAAAGGUAAGGUAGAUAUUGAAAAUUAUUUACAAUUUGCCUUUUUUGCUUUCCUUGUGGAAAUUUGUUCUGUUGGUCUACAGCUUGAGCAUUAUGUUCUCCUUAACACAUGAAAUACACAAAAACUGAAAGGACUAUUUUAAUUUCAAAAGCAGCCUUCCCCUUCCAAGGAAACACAUUCCUGCCUGUGCUGCAAAAGUCUUUCUGCAGUCACAUAACGCUGUAUCAACAAACUGACCUUGCAUUCGCUCCUGUGGACCCCUUUAUACACCAGUUCUAUCAAUUAACUCAGCGGGCCAAAAAUCCUGUGAGGCUUCACAGUGAUGUAGAUGGUGAAAAAGACUUGGUACUGCUCUACUACACUAGGCAGAACAUAUUCCUUAUGAACCACAAUGGCACGCUUAUUCUUUGCAUGACUUUUAUCUUAGCUAUUUCUUGUGUGUUAAAAAAACUAUUUUCACAACUGCAGUUUCCCUGUCUUCCUAUCCAGAAUUCAGACUAAUUGUCUUCAUUACAUGCAACACAAUUGAAUUGAAAUAUAUUUUUAUAACUGGAGAACUUCUGAAGUUUACUUGCCUUCAGGCAGCAUAAAUCACCUGCGUAAAAAAACAAGCAAGAAAAUCACAGAACUGCAUUAGCAGUGCUGGAGAAGUGCACCUCUCAGUGUGCUUCUUAGUCAAAAUCAAGAUGAUGUAUUUUUUUACAUUAAGUGUAAUUCUUGUUUCUAUAUUCCACUUAGGAAUUUAUAUCAGUAAAUGUAUUUGCUACUGCUCCAUGCUGUCAAGUCUAACAGUGCCAUUUCUGAUUUUGUACUAGCAAAAGCUGGACUUUUUUUGGUUUGGUUUGGUUUUUCCCUUGGCAUAGCAGAGAAAUUUAGAAUAAAUACUCAACGCUCAUUUAUCACUGCAAAAAUAUAAUAAAAAUGCUUGAAUCUUUUUUCCCUAUAUAUAAGGUUUAGAUAUGUAAUAAAAUAUGGAAGUCACAUGAUUAGUAAUCAGCUUUUGUUUAAUUCUUUUUCAACUUUUUAAAAGUAUAUACAUUAGUAUAUGAUUUCCCUUUCUUGCUAUUAAGUGUUCACAGUGUACAUAGUGCUGCAUGACGUAUACUGAAAAUCACAGCACUUACAAGCCUAAUUUGGAUUUUUUAAUGGUACAUAGACUGACGUUCUGAUUUCCUGUAUAAGAUAGAUUUCAUUUAAAAUCAUAAAUUGUCGAACAUAAAUCAAGAUUUAUGAUCUGAGUCUAAAGAUUCAAGUUAGUAAAACGGAAAGAACCAAGGGAAGAAAUGUUCUUUGAUAAGAUUUUUCAUUAAAACUAAAAUGUUGUUGGUUUUAAUGCAGAUGAAGACAGACGUUUUAAAGAGGUGAGAUUAGUGGUUUUUGUAAGAGGAUACCUGGUCCCAGACUUGUUCAGACCUCAUCCUCCCUCUUUCCUGCAGUAACAUAACAGCCUUCCUGCCCUGCCCAACACCUCUUCACCUCUCCACAGCUGUCCACAGGGAGGCUGAGCAGUAUUCCAUUGCAGUCUACUCCUCUUCCACCAAAUUAGUAAAUAGACUGCAUGUAGUUUUGUUAUUUUUAAAAUAUAAAGUGUUCUCUGUAAUUUCUUAACAGUGGUUAAAUAACGGAUAAAAGAGAAAUUAGCAGUUAAAAUGUAUUCUCAGUAUCAAUAUUUUCUAAGAACAGACAGUUGUUCUAUUAUACAAAAGGAACAGAAAAGGAAGCCCAUGUUGCCAAUCAUAGUUUUAUGUCAAUCCAUUCCAAAAUCAUCCUCAAAUUAAUUUAAUGAAUGCUGAUUGAUGAUCUUUAGUCCAUUUUAGAAGUUGUUCGCUACAUACUUGAACUAAGAAGAAUUUUACACAGAAUAUGAGAUAGUACUUGGAGAAGCUUAUCUGCAUUAUCCUUACAAGACAGCUAACAGGUUACACCCUAGUAAAAUUGUUGUCCCACUGCUUUCAAAAGCAAAUCAGUAACUCAAAGGAGUAGAGUCAGGAUGUUAUUGAGAUUUGGAAGAAGCAAAAGCUUAGAAUUAUCUUUAAUGCCUCACCUUCUCACAGAUCCAUUGUCUCAACACACUGUUUAAGCUGAUAAACGUCACUGUGUUAUCAACUGAAACAUAGCAGUAUUCUCAAAUCUUUUGGGAUAAUCUAUUCUCAAUAAAGAAGAGAAGCAAAAGCAGGUUGACUCUUUGGAGUGUUUAUGCUUACUACAAGUAGUGUAAGUCAUACUUAAUACAAGUAGUGCCAGAAAGCAUUUAACCUGAGAAAAAAGAGAAAUUGUAAAAUUCAAUGCCCGUGAUGCAUAGGAGAUCUGUAAAACAAAAAGCAGAGUCCCACCUGUAUAGGUAUGGCAGAAUAUUGAUCUAAAAGAAAAGGCAUCUCAGUUUUAGUAAAAUCUAAUCUUCUCAAGCAAUGAUUGAAGUGUCCAUUUGGUUUCACUCCCUUCAUAGCCAGUUUUCAGUGUAUAGAUGUACCACAUAAUGUAGCAAAGGAGAAUUUGUGUUUUAAGAGGCUGAUGAAUAGUAACCUGUCUGCUCUGGCCAGCACUUCUUGCAAACAGUCUUUGGUGAGUCAGUAGCAUUGUCAGAUCUUCCGGAAAGACAUUUGUCACUUGCCAUAUCACAAAUUUUAGAAAAAAUGCUCAAAAGGCUGAAGAAAGCCAGGUUGGAGGAUGAGGGGUGGAGUUGUUUAUACUGUUAGGUAUGUGUAUUGUAUAAUUCUCUCCCCUUUCCUCCUUUUUCAUUUUCUUUCUUUCCAGAAAAGCUUGCUUAUAUCAGUCUUAAUAAUAAUUUCUCUUGGGGGAAAAGGGGGAAAGACUGAAUCUUCGAGGAUAAAAAUGUAUGUGAGCUUUCAGUUUUUCCAUAACAUUAAAAUCACUUACAUCAAAAUUAUUAGGUAUUUGCAGAGUCUUCAGAUACUAUUUUAAUGACUAUGUAUUUCAUGUACUAUUUUAACUGGAAAUUGUCAUUUAAUACAUUUAUCACUCAUUGUGUCAGUCUUAUACAUCACAAAUCAAGACAAGUUUCUGUGAAAGGACUCCAUAAUACAUUUCUGUGGAAAAUAAUACCUCAGGUCCGCAAGAAUAAAGCUUGGAUUGCUAAAGCUUUCACUUACAUGAUGAUAAGUAUAAAUUGUUAUAUGAAAAUGGAACUGCCUUUAAGCAAGCAAGUAAUCCAAUCCGUUUUAAACACAGGUCGUUAAAAGGGGGAUCUUAGAUGUAAGCCCAGUCCCUAUUCUGCUGACCAUACACAUCUUUCUGAGAAGCCAAUGAAACAACUUCCCUACUAUUUAUGUCUCUAAGACCCAGUCAGCUUGGAAGGACAGCACCAAAACCCACUUUCCUGACACGAGUAGUAUUUGGCUUAGGCCCCUUAUAGGAUUUGUUUUAACAGAUGACAACCAUGGAGUGAAAUUACCAAAUACCAAGUUUAUUCUUGGUAGGAAAACUUGCACAACAAAUGCAAUAAGUUCAAAAAGAGAAAAUUAUUCUUUUCGAUGGUUCCAUAGAAGCGAUGCAGUCACAAAGUCUUUCCUAAACAAAUCCGACACUGGUCCUCAAUUAUAAAAGCUUGUUUGGAAGGUUUCACCAGUUGGGAAAAGCUUCUCUUGAUGCUCUCUGCCAGAACACAGCUUCUCCUCUCUGAGCAUCAUUCCCUAGGCUUUCCUCAACCUCGCUAUCCAGAAAGGGCCACAGUUUCAGAUCAUGGCAGGGUAGAUUAAGAACAACACACUGUUUCUGCAGCACCAACCAGAUCUGUUAAUCUGUUAAUCAGCACAGAAUAAGCUCUUCUAAAUCCUGACACUUGAUCAGCUUUUCCUACCCUAACUAUUCUUUCUGCAUUACUGGGAUGUUCAGAUCUAUUGCAUUCUUUGUGCUAUGGAUUCCUCGUUCGCUCGUAUCCUUUUGCAAGCGAAAGACUCAGAAAGAGAGGGCACAAACUCCAUGCUGGGCAGGGCUCUUAUUAUCAAAAGAUCAUUUAAAAAACCAAACCAAAACAACACAGUGCAUUCCCAAGAACCUAUUCCUGGAUACAAAUAUGUUUCAAAUUAAAAAGUAAGGCUAGAAAUGACUGCAACAUAAAGAAUACUUUGCUGACUAGCAAAUCUGGUAAACUCAUGUCUUUUCCAGAUGUAUCUAUUGCAUUGUAUUUUAAAAUUACCACGUUUCAUGUUUUUCGGCCACGUACUCUUGAAAUUGUCUCUCUGACUGUAAGCAUAAUUUUUUUUUAAGUUUUCAAGUUGAUUAGAUGCUUUUUUCUUUCUCUUUUCCAAUAUUUUCCUUGCUGGUAUUAAAGCAUACAAUGUAACAUAACUGCCUAACAAUACCUCCUACUCUUUCACUGUGAUUUCCUGACUUUGUCAGAAUCUUUAUAGAUAGGGUUUCUCUUAGAAAGGCUUAUAGAAAAAAAAAUCCAACUACUCCAAAGAAGACAAAGUUUAUAUGUAUAUGUUUAUGCCUUGUAUGUAUCCUAGGCUCCUGGUCUGUUUGCUUGCCAGUAUGAUUGAUUGACUGCGUCCCAAAAGUUGUUUAUAAAAACCGGCAGGCCCAGUGUUUGUACAGAUCUGAAAACACCCAAAGAAAACCAAGCGCCCGGUGAUCUCCCUCUUGGCUCUGUUCCUGCAGCCUCAAAUGGGAGUAGUGUUGCGGCGGUGGUUCUAAACAGUGCCGCCGGCGACCUGCCCUUCCUCCUACUCCCUGGGCUACAGCGGAGCCCCCGCAGUCGGGGGAUUUGCACGUUCGCGGACCGCGGAUGGCGGCUAAGCGGAGCGGCCCUCGGGGAUUGCGAGGGCGACCUGGGAAGAUUAAUCAGUUUGUCGUUGCUCAGGCUCCGAAGAGACGGGGGGAUCGCGGGAGGGGGGGAGGAGCGGUGUCUUGUUUUUUCUUCCUCUGUUUCAGGAGAGUCCCCUGUCUCCCCAGAGUGACAACCGAGUCACUUUACAGCUGUGUCACCUGGAGCAAAAAUGAAAUAGUAAAAAACAAGCUACCCACAGAUUGAGAAGGCUUACUCCAAUAUUUUUUUGCAUGUUAAAACCCCCAACCCCGCCGGAGUCGAGCAGAGCCGAGCCGAGCCGAGCUGUGCCGUGCCGUACUGUGCCGAGGCGAGCCCCGCCCCGCCGGUCUCCACCUGCCGGGGUGCAGGGCCGGGAGAAUAUUCUGCCCUAAUCCCCCUCUCCCGGGGGUCUUUUCCAUGUGGAUCCCAUUAUCAUCAUUUGCUCCUAGUAUAAGGGGGAUUAAGGCGAUUAGAAUGAAAAUAAUUAAAUGAUUUUUCAAUUCACCCCUUCAUGCAACUGGAAAGAGAGAGAGAAGGGACUCUACCCAGAGAAACCGAGAUGGGGUCUGGGAUUUGAAGGGGUUUAUUUUUAAAGGAAAGGAAGGAAAGGGGGAAACCUUCGCAGCUGUCAACUGUUUUCCAAACACUAAAUUAAUGCUGGCCAGACCUUUGUCGUAACGUGGCCCUACUGUUUUCAAAUGGGUUUUCUAGCCUGUAAUUGUUAAGUCUCUGCGUUGAAUAUACAAGCAAAAUAAAACUAAAAAAUUCUCGGA
Molecule: messenger RNA, 12137 nt
Organism: Pipra filicauda (Wire-tailed manakin)
Lineage: Eukaryota; Metazoa; Chordata; Aves; Passeriformes; Pipridae
Gene: FBXO8
Product: F-box protein 8
Exons: 6
Coding region: 217-1173 (318 amino acids)
Biological process (GO): regulation of ARF protein signal transduction
Molecular function (GO): protein binding; guanyl-nucleotide exchange factor activity
Source: RefSeq, a predicted model, not a curated record